CUUAGGUGGUCUAUAUCGUACGUAUUAGCAGUACCUCUGCUACUUCAUAAACAGGAAAUACGCAUGAUCUAAUACACUCAAAGUGAAGCACGCAGAAUCAAAUAACACACACACAUAUUCCAAAUUCCGUAAAUAAUAAAUCGAUACCUUCCUUCACAGAUUGAAUUCCUCUUUAAUCUAUAUUUCCCCUCUUGAACCUUGAUCGUAAAUGACACAAGUUUAUCUUUAAAUUAUCCAUAGUAUUCAUUCACAGGUUCCAGCUGGUGCAGUUAAACUUAAAUUGCAACACAAACUGCAAAUAUGUUCCAGUUAAUAGUAUUAUUUUCAACAGUUGUUGCUAUUGCAGCUUCCAAUAGCCCCAAAGUUAGUCCUGAUGAGCUUCGCGCAAAGUGGGCGCUCAUGGCAAAAGACCUCAAGGCUCGCCAAGAGGAGGUCAAGUUGAAAAUCCGCAAUCUUCAGGAGCCUCUGCGCGAGAAAGUGGCUGAAGCCAAAAAUAAGUUGUCCUCUGUCGUAUCGGAUAUCCACCAAAAUCUUCAAGCCGGAGUGAUUGGAAUUGAAGAGCGACCUUUAGAUUCCGACUCUAGUAUUAAUAAUGAGAAAGAAGAACUCUAACAUAGAAAGACAGACGAAAUAAUCCAAAAGGAAGCAAAAGAACAACAGCUGAAGCCGCUUUAGUCAAAUUGGGGCUUGAUGUUGAUGAAGCCCAUUUGGACCAUAAGAAGGACGACGAAGAAGACACUUGUGCUCAGAAAUAUGUUUAGAAAUUUCACGCUGUUUUAAUUUAGUUUUAAAUGAAUAAAUAUAUUUAUAUUUCA
Dendroctonus ponderosae (mountain pine beetle) is the source of this 815-nucleotide messenger RNA. RefSeq lists its product as uncharacterized. The transcript is spliced from 3 exons. Bases 301 to 612 code for a protein of 103 amino acids. The record is from RefSeq and is a predicted model, not a curated record. Lineage: Eukaryota; Metazoa; Arthropoda; Insecta; Coleoptera; Curculionidae.